AUGGUGGUUCGACCUCGAGAAAAACUGUCUGACAGUGUCGUGCUAAAGGACAGGCCACGCCGGCAUCGUGCUGCAGAUCUUCGGGCAGCCACGUCUGGGCCGAAGGUUUCGGUCUCAGUCUCUGAGGUACCCCGAAAGAAAGCAGCUCGCCAGGACGAAGAUGGAAUGACUGCAAUGCAGAAGUUUCGUAUUCGUGGCAAGACAUGGCAAAUGUCGGUCGGCUCUCAUUCUGAGAACGGGUCUCGUACGGUCUGGCUGGAGGAGCGCUGCCGUCCAAAGUGGGGUCUUGGAUGUGUACUUUGUGCGCAGAUGGUUCUUCGUCUACAGCUGGACAAGGGCUCUGCAAAAAUGAGGCGCAGCUACAGCACAAAAUGGAGCCGUUUCGAGAUUGACGGCAUUGCCAGCAUGCAAACGUGUGCAUUCAAGAAGCACAGCCAGAGCGACCAACACAUGGCCGCAUGGAGGCUGUUUCGUCUUCCUGCACAGGCCCAGGUCUUCGCUACGCCCAGCUGCGAUUCAGACUUGGACCUGCUGAAAGGGUCUGUUCCACAACCCAGCGACUGGCUGUCGGUAUGGUCUGACACGGUCCGGGUCAACUUGUCUUCCCGCGGGUCAACCAGGUCUUCAUUGACUCAGCAAUUCAUUUCUUCGAACAGACUGCAGGUCAAGGAGGUCGAGCAGCGUGCCAUCGCCCAGAUGCGUCUGAUUCUGCGGGAGUGUGUCAGGGAGAAAAAACGCCAGCAGCUACAGCAGGCCAGGUCUAUCUGCUUGUCUCUGGACGACAAGGGCUUCUCCCCCUACAGGCUGCUGCGCUUCAAGUGCUGUACGGCUGAUGGGCAGGUCUUUGGUGGCAUCGUUGGAUGCAUGCACAGCAGCAAGCUGUUGCUGGACAACCCGGAGAAGUGGGAGGAGGACAAAAGCGUGUCUGCGGCUGCGACGGUUCAUCAUCUGGUGGAGGUCUUUUGCACACCAAUGGGUUCAGACCAACCGGACGAAGGACUCAUGCAGGUCUUCCGCAACAACGUCCGCAGCUUCUGCGCGGACGGAUGUCCGUACGUCCAGAAGGUCGGCAGGGUCUUAAGGUCUCGGUACUAUCCGAAGAUAGUACUGCUGUCUCGAGACAUGGCGCACAUGCUACGGUGUUCCUACCAGCCCCCUCUAGCGGCCGACCCGAAGCAGGAGGAGCUGUGGGGUCUCAUCAACAGUGGGGACGGCUCCUUGUUCCCUGCCCUUCAACAUUCGCACGAAUGGAGGGCCAGGCUGAUGACUUUGAAUAGGUCGGUCUUGGAGAAGGAUGGGGCUAUCCACAACAUUUUGCGGUCUAACCUACGCCGCUUCAUCUACCUCCUGACGCCGAUAGCGCUGCUCAUGGCAAUGACUGCCGCAGACCAGCGUACAGGUGUUCAGCUGCGUGCGAAGUGUCACAAGCUUCUGGCCGGCAUGCGGCCCGGUCUUUUGAUCGCCUUGGGCUUGGCGGCCGACUUUGGCAGUGAGGUCACGGGCUUCUUGCGUGAGUGGGAAAAGGACUUCGACGUGGCCACGGUCCAUCGCCGCAUCGCUGCCUUCAAAGCCAAGAUUACCAGCUUGUUUUUGGAAGCUCGCAUCUUUGACGAGUUACAGGACGUCCCAGAUGAAGAGCAGUCCAGUGUGGUCUUGGCCGCGAAGCAUGCCAUGCAGACACCGGAAAUCCAGGUCAAUGGCAAGGUCUACAACGUUUGGCCUUCCGGGUCCGGUCGCAUGCCAAAGGUCCAGGAAACGGUCUCUAGCUUUCAGGUGACCACACAGGCCUUUCUUGGCCGAGUGGCAGCAGAGCUCCCAGACCAGGAGAUGAAGAUGACACUCAGGGCCUUGGACUUGGUCUUGUGGCGGAAGUCCAGCACCGUGGGGAAGGUCAAUUUGGAGGUCUUGGUCCGUCUCUGGUUGAAGGACUUGGGCAUGGACCACGACCAGCAAACUGUUGGUAUUCAGCAGUACAGAGACGCUGCGCCCGGCCCUAAGAAUGUCACAUUGGGUCUCCAUGACAUCAUGGGUUUCCUUGACUUGUCUUGUCCAAACUCUACGGAGCGAGGGUCUUACCUCUGUUCGAAGCACACGGACAAGGAGAUCGGCAACGACAAUCGCGGCAUUUGGGCUACAGUGAUGGACAAAAACUGGACGGUCUUGAACGUGCUGCUGUCUUUCUACCUGUCCUUGGAAGUCUCAUCCUGCACACUGGAGCGCAACUUUUCGGAGCUUCGCCGCUUUGUCGAAUCCCACUGCGGGGCAAGCCAGUCUGAAUCCCAAGAUAUUGAAGCUGCCUUGGAGCUGCGACUGGAUGGACCACAGGACGAGGCAGAGGUCUGCCGAAGGACUUUCCCAGAGCAAGGUCCAGGUCUUCUUCAGCUUUCCAAGAAGGUUCAGGUGGCCUUAGCUGUGCCUGGAUCUGGGUCUGGGUCCCCACUGCUGGAACUCAAUGCGUUCUCCAAACGCCUGGCAGAACUUUGGAUUCACCACCACGGCCGCAGGUUUCAUGUUUACAAGAGAAGACAGGACUGUGGUCUUCGGCGAGGUCCCCGCGAAGGAACGGAGUCGUCCUUGAUUGCUGCUCAGAAGCGGGCUCGAAGCAAAUUGAGCCAAGGUCUUGGGGUGGACUCCAGACAACUUUUCGGAGCAAAGCGGUCCAAGCUGGCUUGGAAGGCCGCCGGGUGUCUCGAGGACUCUGAGAUCUACAAGCAGAAUGAAUCCAUGAAGGUGUUUCACGAGCGGUCUGCCACGAUCAAGGAGAAGCAUCUGGAUGUCAGGAGGGCCAAGAUCGACGGAUCUGAGCCGUAUCCCGUAGGCGGGCUUUAUUGA
Symbiodinium sp. CCMP2592 is the source of this 2832-nucleotide messenger RNA. NCBI's taxonomy places the organism in Eukaryota, Dinophyceae, Suessiales, Symbiodiniaceae. The record is from the annotation of a GenBank genome assembly.